Messenger RNA from Cladophialophora carrionii CBS 160.54, 1407 nucleotides. RefSeq lists its product as uncharacterized. The transcript has a single exon. Gene Ontology annotation, molecular function: oxidoreductase activity. Gene Ontology annotation, biological process: retrograde transport, endosome to Golgi. NCBI's taxonomy places the organism in Eukaryota, Fungi, Ascomycota, Eurotiomycetes, Chaetothyriales, Herpotrichiellaceae. The coding region runs from base 1 to 1407 and encodes 468 amino acids. Gene Ontology annotation, cellular component: late endosome; cytoplasm. The record is from RefSeq and is a predicted model, not a curated record.
AUGGCCGAUUCUGAGCGCAAAAACAUCGUCGUUGUCGGCGGCGGCAUCAUUGGCUGCACGACCGCAUACUUCCUCACUCGCCACCCAAAGUACAAUCCAGACCUACACAGCAUCCACCUCCUCGAAGCGACGGGCAUCGCCAGUGGCGCAUCAGGAAAAGCCGGCGGGUUAUUGGCGCUAUGGGCGUACCCGCAAGCCCUUGUGCCGCUUAGUUUCAAACUCCAUGCAGACCUGGCGAAGGAGCACGACGGAGCGCGUAGAUGGGGCUACCGAGGCGUGGGAGUAGGUCAGAUCGAGCUAAAGGGCCGGCCACUCACGGGCCACGAGAACGUGAUCGCACAGAGGGGUGUUGUGGACCGUGGUGAGGCCGAUGCAAGCGAUCCCAGCGGUCAGGCGACCGGGAAGGGAGAUGCCAUCCGCGGCAUUCAUCGCGCCGACGUAGCCAGUGACGAGAAUGUGAAUCCGGACCCAAACCCAGACUCGGACCGCUCGCGCGUGAGUCUACAGAAGAGGAGUCAAGCCUCGUACGCCAACAUGCGCAAGGCCGGCCUACCAGACGACCUGGAUUGGGUGGCGGAGGAAUGCGCCCUCGCGUACGAGAGUAUGGGCUCGCCAAAGGAUACCGCGCAAGUCCAUCCCUAUCAGUUCACGACGUCAAUGGCGGCGCUGGCCGAAGAAAGGGGCGCACGUAUCGUCGUCGGAGCCAGUGUCGACUCGAUCGAACCAGCCGACUCAGGGCACGUGGUGCACUAUACUCGUAGUGGUACCAGUACUGGUACAGGCAGCGAGGCAGAGGCACAAUCUCUACACGCCACAGACGUGAUCAUCACGGCCGGCCCGUGGACACGCACCGUCUGGCCAGGCACGCCCAUCUCGGCACUGAGGGCACACAGCGUGACGAUCCGGCCCUCGCGGCCCGUCUCGGCGUACUGCCUCUUCACGUCGCUGUCGCUGCCCAAGAAGUUCAAGCCCGCCGGCGGUGGGGAUGGGAAGAUGAAGAGCCGAGUCAGCCACGUUACGCCCGAAAUCUACGCGCGGCCGAAUAACGAGAUCUACGCGUGCGGGGAGGGCGAUCACCUCGUCGGCCUCCCUCGGUCGACUGCCGACGUCGAGGUCGACGACUCGCGCUGCCAGGACAUCGUGGACUAUUGCGCCAGCUUUUCGGACGAGAUGCGCGAUGGACACGUGCUUGUCAGGCAGGCGUGUUAUCUGCCGCAGGUGGAGAGGGGAGGCGGGCCGCUUGUGGGCAGGACGAACACCAAGGGGGUGUUCAUUGCGGCCGGGCAUACGUGCUGGGGGAUCCAGAAUGGGCCGGCGACGGGGAAGCUGGUGAGUGAAUUCGUGUUUGACGGGAAGGCAGGGAGCGCGGAUGUGGGAGCUUUGGAUCCGAGGAGGGUGAUGAGGUAG